AUAAGCAUGCAAUAAACAAUGUUACAAGUAGCAUACAAAUGAUAUAAUGUUGACAUUAACACCUCAGACACUGUUUACCAUAUGCUCCUUGAGCAAUGACAGAUUAUAAAAACCGUGGCCAAGGCAGAGGCAUGUCGCAGUAGAGUGAGAGAGGGACUGAACAGAGUACGCAGAGAAGGGAAUUGUACAACUUUGAACAGGCUCAUCUGAGACUUUCUGAAUUGCGGUACGUGACUAAACUGGAGAAGAAUGAAAGGCAUGUGCUAUUUUACCAAUGUGGUCCUGUUCUUCAUAGCCAGUGGAUCAAGUGGAUGGCUCAUCCAUAACGCGACAGAUUCCACUUCAUUAGCCAAUAUCACCGACAUGAACUCAACGUUAAACGCGCAGGUGUCUGCGCUCACCCCCAAGUCUAGACGGAAACGCUGGAUUUCACAAAGCGACAUGGUUGCCAUCCUUGACUAUCACAAUAAAGUCCGAGCAAACGUCUUUCCACCUGCUGCAAAUAUGGAGUAUAUGGUGUGGGAUGAAGGCCUUGCCAGAUCUGCUGAAGCCUGGGCAGCCACGUGUCUCUGGGAACAUGGACCACCAUUUCUACUGAGAUACCUGGGACAGAACCUGUCGGUCAGAACAGGGGGAUAUCGCUCCAUUCUGCAGCUGGUCAAACCUUGGUAUGACGAAGUCAAUGAUUACAUGUUUCCAUACCCUCGUGACUGCAACCCCAGGUGUCCUAUGAGGUGCUCUGCACCAAUGUGUACACAUUACACUCAGAUGGUGUGGGCUACAACGAACAGAGUUGGGUGUGCAGUUCAAACGUGCUAUAACAUGGUUGUUUGGGGAGCCAUGUGGAGACAAGCAACAUACCUGGUCUGUAAUUAUUCCCCAAAGGGGAACUGGGUAGGAGAACCUCCCUACAGAGUUGGCAUCCCAUGUUCAGCAUGCCCACCAAGCUACGGAGGCUCAUGUAGUAACAACCUAUGUUUCCCUGCAAUAACGUCCAACUACAUGUACUGGUUCAAGUAAACCAUUUAGACAUCUGUUUUAAUAAUCAACUGUCAGAUAUCAUAAUUUCACAUUGCUUCAAAUGUCAGAUGUAUUUCCCCCAAGUACUUUAUAUGUACAAUGUACCUUUUAUACAAUUACACAUUUUGAAUUAUAAGCUACAUUUGAUUUGGUUUGAGAUGUAAAUUAGUAUCAUACAUUGUUAUGUUGUAGCGUACAACUUAUUGUUAUCUUACCAUCAUAUUGAUGGUAUUGUAUUGAUUUGUUGGUGACUUUUGAUUGACUAUUUGGUACAGAGGUCAAACCUACAAAUACCUCUACUAAAGCAGUGGUUAAUAAGCUUCCUCAUAACUAUAAAGACAAGAGUAUAUUGGAUCGAUCGACUCCAGCUCACAGUACCAUAUGUCAGUAGCAUUUUCAACAUUGAUAAAUAGCGUUUUAUUAAAGAUUUACUGUAUUUUUGUAAGUACUUCUGAAGUUUUUUCCAGGACACGAAUUACAUGUUAUUUUUAUUUGCAUGAUGCUUCGUAUUUUUACACCAGUGAAUGUCACUUAUAUUUGUGUUCAUGUAAUUGCUAUGGCCUGUUACCAUUGUUAUAGAAUAAAGACUGCUAAACUGUA
Messenger RNA from Salvelinus fontinalis (brook trout), 1620 nucleotides. RefSeq names its product peptidase inhibitor 15b (gene pi15b). Lineage: Eukaryota; Metazoa; Chordata; Actinopteri; Salmoniformes; Salmonidae. Gene Ontology annotation, cellular component: extracellular region. The transcript is spliced from 6 exons. Bases 250 to 1020 code for a protein of 256 amino acids. The record is from RefSeq and is a predicted model, not a curated record.